CACUAGUUAAAAUCAAAAUGCAAAAGUGCAGCCAUAAAGUCCAAUUCUGUCUUUAGCAACAUGUAUGGCUGAAGCCCUAGAAUCUAUAGGACCACUCAGACAUAACUGAGGACAGAAUUUAGUCCUUACACUCCAUUUUUUGUACAUCUGGGGAUAGCCCAUCAAAAGAAAUUGAAAGACUAAAAUACAAAGUUUAAGUUAGUACCAGUGAACACCAUUAAAAUGAACCUAUUGCUUGGUGAAGUGAGUAGUAUGACAUCUAACUAUCAGAGUUAUGUGUUGUUAUGAGCAAAAUAGGGGCAAGUACUAUUUUUCCUUUGCAACCACCUGUGUGAAACGGAGGGAACAGCUGAAAAUUUGGCCCUUUAUUUAUAUGACUACAUGGCAUUAGAUUUUCUUUGUCCAUAUGCGGAGUAGAGUAGAGUAUUAUGUGAGCAUUCAGAAUAUAUGAAGGGUUAGAGGCAAAGUCCUCCUAGACAUUUAGAUUAGAGAUGCAAUCAUCACCUAGACAAUCACAAGCAAUGAUCCCCACCUUGCUGAAUGAUGUACAGGGUGUGUAUAGUACCCCUGUGGAUCGGAGAUAUACUGUAGGCCCAAUUAGCAUACAGCUUGUGCACCCAAUUUGUUCUCAGGAACAUCCAUUGAAUUACUUUGAAUAAAAAUUAAUUAAAAUUGUUCACCAGUAAUUCACAAGUGAAAAAAAAGAGCAAGAUUAUCAUAUACAUUCUCCGCUAUGAAUAGGUCAUCCAGUUUUAGUGGUGAGUGCCCUGAGCCAGCUGUGAGACUCAGCUCUGUUUCCACAGGUGUGCCACAAAAUACACAGAUGAUAAACAGCGUACAGAUAAAACAAGGACAGGAGAAUAAUCAAUCAGUUAAUGAAGGGCUGCUUUGCUGUGUGAUUAGUAACAAACAGGAUAAACUGGAUUAUAAAAGCAGAUGAGAAUAAUCACACUCCCUCUAUUUCUAAGAAAAUGUGGGCUGUAUUGGUUCUUGUAGGUGCUGCAGCUGCUUCAGCUCCACUUCACAGUCACAACUUUGACGGAGAGAAGGUGUUUCGUGUAAUACCACACAAUGAAGAGCAGGUAGAAUUCCUCAACACCUUGGCCAGCAACAUGCAGAUUGAUUUCUGGAAUCCAGAGACCAUCACACAAGUAAAACCAGAAAUGAGAGUUGAUUUCCGAGUUGAAGCAGACAAGUCCUCUGAUGUUGAGAGUCUCCUGGAGCAGAGUGGAGUGGAAUAUGAAAUUCUGAUUGACAACCUGAAGAUGGUACUUGAUGCUCAGUUUGACAGCCAUGUUCGUGCUACUGGACACAAUUAUGAAAAAUACAACAACUGGGAAACGAUAGCUGCUUGGACUGCUGACAUUGCUGCUCAGAACGCAAACCUUGUCUCCCGCACUGAGAUCGGGACUACAUUUCAGGGACGGCCCAUAUACCUCCUGAAGGUGGGGAAAAGUGGUUCAAACAAAAAAGCGAUCUUUAUGGAUUGUGGUUUCCAUGCAAGAGAGUGGAUCUCCCCUGCAUUCUGCCAGUGGUUUGUGAAAGAGGCUGUUAGUACCUAUGGAAGUGAUACCCUUAUGACACGUCUUCUCAACAACUUGGAUUUCUACGUCCUGCCUGUCCUUAAUAUUGAUGGCUACGUCUACACCUGGACCAAUUACCGCAUGUGGAGGAAGACACGUUCCACAAACUCUGGCAGCAGCUGCAUUGGUACCGACCCCAACAGGAAUUUUAAUGCUGGGUGGUGCACAGGUGAUAAUGCCUCGAAAAGACCAUGCGAUGAAACUUAUUGCGGCAGCGCCCCCGAAUCUGAAAAAGAGACCAAGGCUCUGGCUGACUUUAUUCGUAAAAAUCUCUCCACUAUCAAGGCAUACUUGACUAUUCACUCCUAUUCCCAGAUGCUGCUGUUUCCUUAUUCUUAUACUUACUCCGUUCCAGAGGACUAUGCAGAGCUGAAUACCAUUUCUAAAGCUGCAGUUCAAGAGCUGGCUUCAUUGUAUGGCACAAAAUAUAUCUCUGGUUCAGGUGCUUCAACAAUCUAUCUUGCUGCUGGUGGCUCUGAUGACUGGGCUUAUGAUCAGGGUAUCAAGUACUCCUUCACCUUUGAGCUCCGUGAUAAAGGCAGAUAUGGAUUUGCACUCCCUGAAUCUCAGAUAAAGCCAACCUGUGAAGAGACUGUGAAAGCUGUUAAAUAUAUUGCCAAUUAUGUCCUUGACCAUUUAUAUUAGAAUGGUACUACAAAAUUAUUCAAGAAAACUUGUUUCAAAUAUACUGUCCCUUCUGUUCUCUUUCCCUGAUGGCUGACGAUUUCUGCUUUACAGGAUGCUUUACACUUGAGCUCUAGAGCCAAUGGAAAUAUCUUGGGAUUUUUCUAUUAAUCACAAAUAAAAAUGGCAAUGACUC
This is a messenger RNA of Mauremys mutica (yellowpond turtle), 2403 nucleotides long. Its product is annotated as carboxypeptidase B-like. The record is from RefSeq and is a predicted model, not a curated record. Gene Ontology annotation, biological process: proteolysis. Gene Ontology annotation, molecular function: metallocarboxypeptidase activity; zinc ion binding. The transcript is spliced from 11 exons. Lineage: Eukaryota; Metazoa; Chordata; Testudines; Geoemydidae. Bases 972 to 2228 code for a protein of 418 amino acids.